UUAUCAUUGAGUUUAUUCUAUAGUGUAGGAUAAAAUUUUUAUAAUUAAAAAUAUGUUACUUGCCUCGAUAUUCAAAGAAAUAUAAAUGUAGAUGUAAAUUAUGUGUUUCUAAUACGACUAUAUAUGUAUGAAUGUAAUGUAUCCUAGUGAACGACAAAAUGCGUUGCUGUGUACCGUUUUGUAAAAAUGCUUUUAAAAACAGUAUUAAAUCUGAGGAAACGACGUUUUACUUUUUUCCAAACGAUGCGAAAAUGAAGACGUCUUGGUUGAGCUUGUUAGGGUUACCGCAAUGGGUUCCUCGUAGUUUGGUGUGCUCUGACCAUUUUAAGGACGACGAUAUUUGUGAAGUCGAAGGUGGCGAGAGGAAACUCCUACCAGGAGCUGUACCUAAAGCUGUUACUACACCAGUGAACAGCACUGUUACACAGGUAUGUCGUAUAUGCUUGGGGGCAGAUAUGAGAGUCUACCCGAUACUAAAUCCCGAUCUUCAGCAGACAUUUAUAUUACUCACAGGCAUGAACAUAUACAAAGAUGACUACCUGCCUCAGAAUCUUUGUAUCGAAUGCAUGCAAAGAUUAAAAAAUUGCUAUAAAUUUAGAACGCAGACGUUACAGGCGCAGACUAUUAUUGUGGAUCUCAUUAGAAUAGGCAAUUUCACAACAGAAGCUAUAAAAUCAUUAAAUCACAAUCCCAAAUGGAAACUGCAAAUGCAGAGAUUUGAUGCGAACCACUGCGAUGCAUACAUUAACAAAGAGGACGUGAACCCCAUACAAGAGAUCGUUAUAGAGGAACAGGUUAAAAUUGAAAAGGAAUUUAUUAACGAGCAAGACACAGUCGCUAUGGGCUACACAACAGAUGACAGUCUGCCACUAGAGACGCAGAGAACCAAAGCCAAGAAGACAAAGAAGAAGAAAGAGAAGAAGAUACAGGAACCGAAGGUAGAUAGGAGGAGAAAGCCGUUCCUUAACGAUGACCUGAAUGAGAGUCUGUUCACUAUCACCGAUCUGACCUUGGAGGAACAAAUAGCUGAUAUCCAGAAGAGACAGGAGAGUUCUAACUUCAAGAAUUCAGUGUACAAGUGUAUGGAGUGCUUUAAGGGUUUCCUUGAUGAAGGAGCGUACAACGGACAUAUGACAAGGCAUACUACUCAAUGCGGUGAAUAUUGUUGUGAAAUUUGUAAGACACAUUUCAAACACUCACAUGCCUUGAGGAAACACACGACGGCGCAUCACGCGCAGAGGUUCAAUUGUAACCGGUGUGCUUUCGUUACUACACACAGACAAACAGCACGACUCCACGAGCGAUGGCACAAGGGCACCAAAUACGAGUGUCCGCACUGUAAUGAAGUGUUCCUUAAAUUCACAACCUACAUGGGACACAUUCGCAUCAAACACCCGUCGGAUUUCGUGUGCGCUCUGUGCGGUUAUUGCUUCGUCAGUCAGAAGGGGAUAGAUUUGCACAAGAAACUGAAACACAGAUUACAUCUCGGACAGAUCCCGGAGGACGGGCCGCUCUGUGAGCUAUGCGACGUACGCUUCAUAUCACAAGAGGCUUACAAGCGACACCUCAGCGUCUCCGCGAGACACGCUGGCGACGAAAUAUCCAAGGAUCCCAGCAAACCGAAACGCGGAAGAAAAUCAAGGGACGCCCUCGACAAAGAUGACAGCGAAAAAAACGACUUAAACGACAAGAAAGUGUAUCCGAGUCAAGUCAGAAAAGCAGAAGGUCCUAUACCGUGCGAGCAAUGCGGCAUGCAGUUAGAGGACUCGCGCGCCUACCACGCUCACUUCAGACGGAACCAUCCCGACAAGAACAGGACCAACUACCCCAGCAUGAAGUCGCCCUGCAUGUGCGAGGUGUGCGGCAGGAUGUUCCAGAGUCACGCAUUGUUGAAAGACCAUCGCUGGGUGCAUACAAACGAGAGGCCAUUCGCCUGUGAGUGCGGCAAGAGGUUCCGCAUGAAACAACGCCUGGUCGCGCACAGAAGGGUACACAGACAGACCAGGCACUACACAUGUGCUCUGUGCGGGAAAGGAUUCAGCACACACAGCAACAGGCAGAGACAUAUGAUUAUUCACACCGGGCUAAAACCAUUUAAGUGUGAGAUGUGCGGCAAAUGUUUUAAGCAUGCCAGCGAGAAACGGGCUCACAUAACAUAUGUACAUCUGAAGAAGCCCUGGCCGAAGAGAUCACGGGCGAAGAGACAAGGACAGAAUAUAACAGGUAUGGCGAGCGCGAGCGAGAUAGACAUACAAGGAUGGAACGAUCCGAAGAUAGAUCUGAUGAUGGACAAACAGUAUUUCAAUGUCAAGAUGUAGUCCGUAUAUCAUCUCAUGUAAGCUAUAUUUAUAUUGUAACUUAUUCUGUAUUAAAUAACUUAUAUUGUA
Molecule: messenger RNA, 2387 nt
Organism: Danaus plexippus (monarch butterfly)
Lineage: Eukaryota; Metazoa; Arthropoda; Insecta; Lepidoptera; Nymphalidae
Product: zinc finger protein 879-like
Exons: 13
Coding region: 159-2318 (719 amino acids)
Biological process (GO): regulation of transcription by RNA polymerase II
Cellular component (GO): nucleus
Molecular function (GO): RNA polymerase II cis-regulatory region sequence-specific DNA binding; DNA-binding transcription factor activity; zinc ion binding
Source: RefSeq, a predicted model, not a curated record